AUGAAAUCGAGGAAAACUAGUACUCAGCUGGAAUCAUCACAUCCCGUAAGUAUCAGAGGGUGUCUCGGGUUACGUCACAAGCGUAUCAACGAAAAAAACGACGGCCGGGGGCUCACUGCGCACGACGGCGACAGAGAACUCGUCAGAGAUGCGGCAGGCGACGAGCCACACACGAUGCGCCGUGUCACUCCACCGGUGACGGCAAUAAAUUUUGGCGCGAUCGCCUGCGAACGGGGGAGGGGGACGAACCAAACCGCACGGAGUUGCUGCAUCACCGAAGGGAAACGACCGAUUGCCCUCGGUUUUCAUGGUGGAGCGCCACGCUCGACCCUUCAGGGUCUGGUCUGCAUGGAUGAAGGCGGACCAAUUCGCCACCCGAAAAGCCCCCCCCCUCCUCCCUCCCGCUCCCUGUUAGAAGACGACGCGCUUAAUGAAGUGAAAUGCACGAAUGCGGCCGGCACUAAUUUCGCCGGCAAUUGUCACGAAGUGGGCCGCGUGACUGUCGUCGCACCCCCGGACGGUGAAGAAAAGGGCCGCGGCGAAACAAUUUCAGAAAUGGGCUCAACGCGCCUCCCGUCGACCCUCUUUGUCCUCGUCCGACGACGACCGACCGGCGACGAAUGA
Molecule: messenger RNA, 624 nt
Organism: Soboliphyme baturini
Lineage: Eukaryota; Metazoa; Nematoda; Enoplea; Dioctophymatida; Soboliphymatidae
Source: the annotation of a GenBank genome assembly